ACAAGGUUAAGUGAUAAUAAUGAUUAGGUCAUAAAGAUAAGGCUAAAAUUUGAACACUCCAAACUCAUCGGCAGAAUAUUUAGAAUGAAAUGUUUAAUAGGAAAGGUAGUAAGUGAAAAGUUCAGUUCAUAAAUAGAAAAUCAAAGCCGGAAGUGGAAAAAUCGCAUUUCUGCGAAUCAAGUUCUUAGGGGUGUAAAGAUGUAUGCUGCAAAGUGCUGUGUGUUCGUGGCCAUAGCUGUGUCCUUCCUGGCCGCGACUACAUUUUGUGAUCAAAAACAUAGAAUAAAUUACGUUGGACAAUCGGCUCCCUUAGAUGAUAGUAGUGAAACAGAAAAGCUGCGAUAUGUUGGCCAAGAGAUUCCUGAAAAUUGCACUGCAAAUUAUGUUUGUGAUCCGAAUUAUCGAAGUGAAAACAACCAGUGCUUACGUUGGACAGUAAAGAAAAUAGUCUGCAACAAAAGGCUUGUUCGAAUGGAUAUCCCUUCGUACGUCGAGGUGGUCACAAAGCGCCCAAGAGUGAGGGGAAGAAUGCGAGCAACCCAUAGACCUAUUAAUAUGAGGACAACAACCCAUGCUCCUGUUCCUCUUAAUGGAAGUCUUCUAGUUACACCUCCUCCAGGUGGAAACAUUCAAGGAAUAUCACCGGUUCACAUUAUUGACGUACCCUGUAUAACCGGAUUCCUACCCGAUCGAAAUGGGAGAUGCCGAGAAAUGUGGUGAAUCGGUGGUAAUUAAAUAUAUUGGCGGCUACUGGACGAAUGUUCCAUUUCAAUAUACUGAUUUAUUAGCAGUACAAAAUCAAUUUCAGGGAAAACUUUAUACACAAAAAGCACAUUUUCAAUAUUUGAAUGUUAGUCUUUAAGUAAAAAGAUUCAGUGAAUGUUUAAUACAUUAUACUCAUUUCUAUAUAUUUAUAUUUA
Molecule: messenger RNA, 920 nt
Organism: Hermetia illucens (black soldier fly)
Lineage: Eukaryota; Metazoa; Arthropoda; Insecta; Diptera; Stratiomyidae
Exons: 2
Coding region: 199-720 (173 amino acids)
Source: RefSeq, a predicted model, not a curated record